Messenger RNA from Procambarus clarkii (red swamp crayfish), 5318 nucleotides. RefSeq names its product nuclear hormone receptor HR96. The record is from RefSeq and is a predicted model, not a curated record. Gene Ontology annotation, biological process: negative regulation of transcription by RNA polymerase II; positive regulation of transcription by RNA polymerase II; cell differentiation. Gene Ontology annotation, molecular function: zinc ion binding; nuclear receptor activity; RNA polymerase II cis-regulatory region sequence-specific DNA binding. Lineage: Eukaryota; Metazoa; Arthropoda; Malacostraca; Decapoda; Cambaridae.
GACCCCGUGCUGACCACGCCGGUCCUGUGUAUGCUGUACUCUAUGUAGGUUUUUGGUGCAUUCCACAAGUCCAUAGUGAUGACUGCUCGGGAAUAUUGGACGUUGUUGGGUCGUUGUGUCUGAUGCUACUGAACACUGGUGGAUGGUGUGUUAACUGCCCGUUGGUGGUGGUUUGUGGGACGAGACCGGGACGGACGCAGUUUUGGAGGUGCCGUUGAAAGUUGGCCCUCGACAGGGAUUUAGUCAGUGGUGGCCGGUUUCUAAGUGACUGGGGCCGGUUUCUAAAUGACCGCGGCCGGUUUCUAGGUGACCAAAGCCGGUUUCUAAGUGACCGCGGCCGGUUUCUAAGUGACCGCUGCCGGUUUCUAAGUGACCGCGGCCGGUUUCUAAGUGACCGCGGCCAGUUUCUAGGGAACCGGGCCAGCGUAUCUUCUCCCCGCACGAGUGUCGUAUGGGACACGGAUGCCUGAUGCGGCGUAAAGCGGAAGACAGACAUGCGGCUGUCAUGUCUUGCCGGGAUACUCAGUCCAACACGCCCACCUGCAGCUCCACGCCCACCUGCAGCUCCAUGCCCACCUGCAGCUCCACACCCACCUGCAGCUCCACGCCCACCUGCAGCUCCGCACCCACCACCACUAAUGUUGCUGCCUCGCCCUCCACCACACCCACUAGCCAACCAAGCGUCAUUCUCAAAGCUCAUGACUCUAUACUCGAGCAGUCCAGAAACUUACCCAUUCCAGUGCUUCCCCAGAGUCUGGAAUCUCAUGUUCCAGCCCUCCAGGACGCCCCAGAUGUCUCCAUCACUGCUGUUCAUUUCCUGGAGUCAGAGAUUCCAGCGGCGAGCCUCGACAACAGCACCCGGGAGAUGGCGUGCGAGGGUAGCCUGGAAGACUGGAACGAAGGCGACCAACCUUGGUACACGUGUCUCUACUCCCCCGUGUCGCUGGAACACUCUCCCGCGCAUCAGGUGCUGGAAGUUGGUGCAGGGGGCGGCGGUGUUGUCUUCCAGGUUCAGAACCCCACUGGAGCCACCUCCAUGGGCUCUGGAACCAACUACAUUGACUCUGGAGCCACUUACAUGAGCUCUGGAGCCACAUAUAUGGGCUCUGAAGCCACAUAUACGGGUUCUGAAGCCACAUACAUGGGCUCUGAAGCCACCUACACGGGGUCUACUCUGCCUCACGGAGUCGUAUCUUCAUCGCAAAUGGCACCUGGAAUGAUGCCAUCCUCGCCACCUGGAAUGAUGCUACCCUCGCCAGCUAUGCCACCAGGAUUGAUGCCAAUGUCCCCGACGGUUCUAUCUGGAAUCCUGCCACCGCAUCCAGGAGGCAUGGUGCCUCAACCAGCCGCUUCCUCCUUCCCAGCUUGCAGCUUUCCCGUCUGCACCUCUCCAUCCCUUAUGCCGAACUCCAUCUAUACCCUGGCUGGCCCUUCCCUGCCUCAGGCAGGUGGAGACUCCGUCACUAUCAAGAUGGAGGACGGGCCGAUGGAUAGAGCCGGGGUUGAAGCAGACGGUAGUGACGCCUGGAUGGUGGACGGCGGCGCUGGUGCUGCCAUCUGGUCUCUGAAGGUGGAACCUUGGCGUACGCCACACCACCAGCCCAGGUAUGUGAGCGAGGAAGCAACAUACUGGGUGCCGACGGGGUGGCCGGUGGGCGCCACGGGCAUGAUGAUGGAGGAAGGUAGCCUGGCCUCCCCAGGGGAGGAGGAACCCGUCAGCUCCCCGCUGGAUGAGGCCUCCACCUCUGCAGCCAAUAGCAAGAGACCGGACAGCAAGAAGUGCGGGGUUUGUGGUGAUCGUGCCCUCGGCUAUAAUUUCAACGCCAUUACCUGUGAGUCCUGCAAGGCCUUCUUCAGGAGGAAUGCUAUUAAAAAUAAGGAUUUCCGGUGCCCGUUUGAAGACCGAUGUAAAGUAAACCAGAUAACCAGAAGAUUUUGCCAGAAAUGCCGCCUUCGGAAAUGCUUUGAAAUUGGUAUGAAGAAAGAAUGGAUUAUGACUGAUGAGGAAAAGCAGAGGAAAAAACAAAAGAUUGAGGAAAACCGAGCCAGGAAAAUUGGAGAUGCCUUGUCUGACGAUGAGAACAUCAAGUCAACGACCCCCUUCAGCCCCUUCACUCCAGUAAGUGGAACGGAAUCCACCAAACCUCAAGCGGUAGUGGUUGGGGUGAUCAGAAGUGACGAGGACGGCUCGUCUAAGGUGAUGCGUGUUGAGGGCCACACGGACAUCCACUCCCAAGACAGAAUGAUCAUACAAUCAACCGGGCUGGCGCCCGAGAGGUUGUCUCUCCCAUCUAGUGGGCUGGUGGCCGAGAGGUUAUCUGUGCCGCCCAGUGGGUUGGUAGCCGAGAGAUUGUCUGUCCCAACCAGUGGGCUCGCUACCGAGAGGUUGUCCCUGUCAUCCAGCUACAGCACCGACAACUUAAACUACUCCAGUGACUAUGCAAGUUCUCCAUCAUCAGAACACCAAGGUGCCCUUCCGCAUUAUUCGUCAGAUCAAGAUUACUCGGGGAAUUCGUUAUCACAACCGCAAGUCUCUAUAGCACUGGAGCGUUUUCACAGUGAGGAAACAUUACGAACGUUUCCUUCGCCUGUGAAUAUAUCUGAUCGUGUAACAAGUAUAUCUUUCGGUGAGACCAAAGGUGUAGUUGACCACGAUGCAAAUGGACUCGAGUGUGAAGCGCGGGAGGAGAGAGAUUCAAGUCCACACCAGACUCACUGUCAGGUGGGGCCGGUGUCGCCGACCUCCCAUCUUCCCCACGGUAGCUUGGCACACAUGAUGGCCAUCAAUAUCAAGAAGGAGGUGGAGUACCAGGAUGACGCGCAGCAGAGUCCACAACCACUGAACGAGCCGCCCCCACUAGAACGCCACCCAGAUGACACCUGGCAUAACUUUAGCGUACAGGAAGCUCUGUCAUUUCUCCAGCCAGGAUGCAAGUCAAACAUAAACGCAACCGGCUUAACAAUGAUGGACUCCAUUAUGAACACCGCCAUCAGUGCGGAGUACAGUGCCUUCAGCCUCCUGGGCAGCAACAACCCAAAUGAGUUGAACGAACCAGAGAAGAUCAAACUCAGUGAACUCUCAGAAGCCAAUAAGGGCCUGAUGGCCCCUCUCUGCGAAGACUACAACUUCAAGGAUCUGAGUAAUCCCUCCCUGAUCAACAUCAUCAACCUGACAGAAAUUGCCAUCCGCCGUCUUAUCAAGAUGUCAAAAAGGAUAUCAGCUUUUAAGAGUUUGUGCCAGGAAGAUCAAAUUGCUCUGCUUAAGGGAGGCUGCACGGAGAUGAUGAUUCUUCGCUCCGUCUGUGCAUAUGACCCCGACAAAGAUUCUUGGAAGAUACAACAAGAUCAUGAUCGAUUCAAAAACAUCAAGCUGAUGGUGCUCAAGGCUGCUCCGGGAAAUGUAUACGAGGAACAUAAGCGCUUCAUACUGGCCUUCCAGCCAGAGUGGCGCAAGGACCAUAAUAUCAUCUUUCUACUCUCUGCUAUCACGCUCUUCAAUCCAGAACGACCCAACAUAAUACACGCUGAUGCCAUAAGGCAUGAACAGUGCUCAUACCUGUAUCUGCUGAAGCGUUACCUGGAAUGCAAAUACGGCGGAUGUGAAGGUCGGACCGUGUACCAUCGUCUGUUGGAACGAAUCACCCACCUUCACAUCCUCAGUGAGAAUCACAUCCGAGUCUUCCUGGAGGUCAAUCCGCAAGAAGUCGAGCCACUUCUAAUUGAGAUCUUUGACCUGAAGCAGAGGUGACAGUCGUAGGAAUGGGUACAGAAGCAGCGUUAGGUUAUGUAAUAAGGCCCACAACUCGGUGUACAGCAGAAGAAAAAUGUUUAUAAACUUUUUGUGGGGUUUUGUAACUGAAUAAACAACAUUUUCUACUGAUCUCUUUAAUACAAAAUAUCAUGGAAGGUUGUGUAUAGUACCAUGAACCAUUUUAGUUGGCAUUAUAAAAUAUUGACAUGCAUGCCACUAAUAUACUGUACAAUAAUGCUAUAGUAUAAAUAUUAAAUGUUUUCUCAUCCCAAGGCUUGUUUUGCUCAAGAAAAAAUAAUUAUUUUUUUUCAACUUGAUGAGAAAAUCUUUUAUUUACAACGAACAUAUUGGCGAGACGAUCAUGCCUCACGUUGUGUUGCCAGUGUUGAUGAGGCCAUCAUGCAUCACAUUGUGUUGCCAGUGUUGAUGAGGCCAUCAUGCAUCACGUUGUGUUGCCAGUGUUGAUGAGGCCAUCAUGCAUCACACUGUGUUGCCAGUGUUGAUGAGGCCAUCAUGCAUCACGUUGUGUUGCCAGUGUUGAUGAGGCCAUCAUGCAUCACAUUGUGUUGCCAGUGUUGAUGAGGCCAUCAUGCAUCACGUUGUGUUGCCAGUGUUGAUGAGGCCAUCAUGCAUUACGUUGUGUUGCCAGUGUUGAUGAGGCCAUCAUGCAUCACGUUGUGUUGCCAGUGUUGAUGAGGCCAUCAUGCAUUACGUUGUGUUGCCAGUGUUGAUGAGGCCAUCAUGCAUUACGUUGUGUUGCCAGUGUUGAUGAGGCCAUCAUGCAUUACGUUGUGUUGCCAGUGUUGAUGAGGCCAUCAUGCAUCACACUGUGUUGCCAGUGUUGAUGAGGCCAUCAUGCAUCACGUUGUGUUGCCAGUGUUGAUGAGGCCAUCAUGUAUCACAUUGUGUUGCCAGUGGAGAAGAAUCUGUACGAAUAUAAAUAGCCUUAUCAAAACCUACUGUAUUGUAUAUAAAAGUAACUGAUGGUCGUGUAUACUCGAUACCUCAAAUGUGUCAUAUUAUAUUUUAUAUAGCAUUUAUAUAUAGCAAUUUAUUGUAGUAAAUUAAUUAGUUUUUAUUGUUCUGAGAAUAUUUUACAUACAAUGCCCUCUAUUGAGAGUAUUCUACACCCGAUGCCUUCCGUUGAGAAUAUUUGAUACCCAGUGCCCUCUGUUGAGAGUAUUCUACACCCCAUGCCCUCUGGUAAGAGUAUCUGCACCUGAUGCCGUUAGCUGAGAGUAUUCUGCUCCCAAUGCUCUCUGCUGAAAGUAAUCUGCUCCCAAUGCUCUGCUGAGAGUAUACUGCGCCCGAUGCCCUCUGCUGAGAGUACUCUGUGCCCGAUGCCCUUUGCUGAGAGUAUUCUGUGUCCGAUGCCCUCUGCUGAGAGUAUUCUGUGCCUGAUGCCCUCUGCUGAGAGUAUACUGCGCCCGAUGCCCUCUGCUGAGAGUAUACUGCGCCCGAUGCCCUCUGCUGAGAGUAUACUGUGCCCGAUGCCCUCUGCUGAGAGUAUACUGUGCCCGAUGCCCUCUGCUGAGAGUAUACUGCGCCCGAUGCCCUCUGCUGAGAG